AUGCAUGAUCAUGAUGUUUCUUCGCAAAGCAAAUCGGAGCGAGGUGAAUAUAUAGCUUUGAACGAAGACGAAUCUACCGAAGACCUUGAAUCUCCGGUGCCUAGACGCCGGGGGAUUUUGUCCGUCUCAUUUUUCACCAACCCUCUUGUAUAUGCACCUUUAGCAAUUGUUUUCGCGGGAGCAAUUGUAUUCUUCUGGAUGACCCGUACCGGAAAUCAAUAUAAAUACACAGAUUGUGGAGUGACUCCUGACGAAGCACGAGCACGAGGUUGCGUGUUCGAGCCGAUGCAACGCGCUUGGAUCCCUCCAGAGUGCUAUUUUCCGGAGCCAGGGGAAGACUACGACACCUUUCAGGACAGACAGUGGUACAUGGACCCCAAGAUGACGAUUGACGCUGAUGUAGAGAAGUUGGAGGCUGGGGAAGUGUCCGUAGCCUAUACGCGCUACUGGCAUGACGAGCAUUGUACCUAUCUUCUCCGAAAGCUCGCCCUUGCGGUCUCUAUGGGGAAGAAAAUGAUCAAUUCGAAGGCUUUGGAUAUUGAGCAUUCAAAUCAUUGCGCACUGGCCAUAGCCGAGAGACUGGCUAGCUCGUACAAUGUCUCCUUUGUGGAAACUGACCGUUCCUUCACGGAGAGCCAUUUGGGGUUCGAAUGGUGCCUACCACUCAAGACUGUCGUUGGCCCGGAUAAGGCUGUUCCAGUCUACCCCAAGGGUUCAGAAAAGAAUUAA
Messenger RNA from Aspergillus niger, 729 nucleotides. RefSeq lists its product as uncharacterized. The transcript is spliced from 2 exons. The coding region runs from base 1 to 729 and encodes 242 amino acids. The record is from RefSeq and is a predicted model, not a curated record. NCBI's taxonomy places the organism in Eukaryota, Fungi, Ascomycota, Eurotiomycetes, Eurotiales, Aspergillaceae.